Molecule: messenger RNA, 2355 nt
Organism: Vigna umbellata (rice bean)
Lineage: Eukaryota; Viridiplantae; Streptophyta; Magnoliopsida; Fabales; Fabaceae
Product: exocyst complex component EXO70A1-like
Biological process (GO): exocytosis
Cellular component (GO): exocyst
Molecular function (GO): phosphatidylinositol-4,5-bisphosphate binding
Source: RefSeq, a predicted model, not a curated record
UUGUUUUAUUUUAAUGGUUAGUUGAUUUUUCAUGGAAAAAUAAUCCGAGAGAACAGUGAAAAGACCAGAAAAGUGCCACCAAACACCAGUACAGGCAAAUGUGGGACCAUCCUUUAACAUCGUCUUCGCAGCUUCUUCAACUGAUUGAAAUACUCUACCAACAAUAGUCUCUGAUUUCUUCUUCAACUUUCUCUCGGUUAUGGUUUUCUGAGACUGAACUUAAACAAGAAGAAGGGGGAAGAAGGAAGAAGGAGAUGAAGAUGGGAAUUGCAGUGGCAGGUGUUGAUGUGUUGAGUGAAAAAGCGGCGAUGAUGAGAGAGUCUCUGCAGAAGAGUCAAACCAUCGCGGACAACGUCGUCACCAUUCUAGGCUCCUUCGACCACCGUCUCUCGGCACUUGAAACUGCCAUGCGUCCAACUCAGAUUAGAACUCAUUCCAUUAGGAAGGCUCAUGAGAAUAUUGAUAGGACUUUGAAGGCUGCGGAGGUUAUAUUGGCUCACUUUGAUCAAUAUCGUCAGGCUGAGGCAAAAAUACUUAAAGGGCCACAUGAAGACUUGGAAAACUAUCUUCAAGCAAUUGAAAACUUGAGAAGCAAUAUUCAGUUUUUUGGCAGUAAGAAGGGUUUUAAGAGCACUGAUGGCAUUGUUGUUCAUGCUAAUAAUUUGUUAGCUAAGGCUAUUUCAAAGCUAGAAGAUGAGUUUAGGCAGUUAUUAUUAUCUUACAGCAAACCUGUGGAACCUGAGCGUCUCUUUGACUGCCUUCCAAACUCAAUGCGACCUUCAUCAGGAUCACCUCACCAUGAGGGUGGUCCCAGUGGCAAGAUACCUUCUAAUCACCAUUCUGAGUCUCACAACAAUAAUGCCGAUGCUGUUGUAUAUACCCCUCCUGCUCUUAUACCACCAAGAUUUUUGCCACUGCUACACGAUUUAGCUCAGCAAAUGGUUGAAGCUGGUCACCAACAACAGUUACUCAAAAUAUACAGGGAUGCCCGUUCUAAUGUGUUGGAAGAGAGCCUUCAAAAACUUGGAGUUGAAAAACUCAACAAAGAUGAUGUUCAAAAGCUGCAAUGGGAGAUCUUGGAAGCUAAAAUUGGAAACUGGAUUCAUUUCAUGCGUAUAGCAGUGAAAUUGUUGUUUGCUGGUGAGAGGAAAGUUUGCGAUCAGAUAUUUGAAGGCUUUGAUUCACUCAGUGAACAGUGCUUUGCUGAGGUGACGAAAAACAGUGUUUCUAUGCUACUCAGUUUUGGAGAAGCAAUUGCCAAAAGCAAGAGAUCCCCAGAAAAGUUAUUUGUACUUCUGGACAUGUAUGAAAUAAUGCAAGAGCUUCAUUCUGAGAUUGAAACUCUUUUUAAAGGCGAAGCUUGCUUUGGAAUAAGAGAAGCUGCAACUAGUUUGACAAAACGUCUUGCACAAACAGCCCAAGAAACCUUCGGAGAUUUUGAAGAGGCAGUUGAGAAAGAUGCUACCAAGACUGCUGUAACAGAUGGAACUGUCCAUCCUCUGACAAGCUAUGUUAUUAACUAUGUGAAGUUUUUAUUUGACUACCAAUCCACCUUGAAGCAACUUUUUCAGGAAUUUGAAGGGGGUAAUGAUUCUUCACAGCUAGCAUCUGUAACAGUGCGAAUAAUGCAAGCUUUGCAAACUAAUUUAGAUGGGAAAUCAAAGCAGUAUAAAGACCUUGGAUUGACACAUCUUUUUCUCAUGAACAAUAUUCAUUACAUUGUCAGAUCGGUUCGAAGAUCUGAAGCCAAGGAUUUACUGGGAGAUGAUUGGGUACAACGACACAGGAGAAUUGUGCAGCAGCACGCUAAUCAAUACAAGAGAAAUGCCUGGGCAAAGAUUCUUCAGUGCCUUUCUAUUCAGGGCCUUACCUCCUCAGGUGGUGGAAGUGGUACUGCUGGUGGUGAUGGUGCAACUGGAAGCAGCAGCGGUGCUUCAAGAGCAAUUGUUAAAGACCGGUUUAAGGCAUUCAAUGUUAUGUUUGAGGAACUUCAUCAGAAGCAAUCUCAAUGGACAGUUCCGGACACUGAGUUGCGAGAGUCUCUCAGGCUUGCAGUUGCUGAAGUCUUGUUGCCUGCCUAUAGAUCCUUUGUCAAACGAUUUGGGCCACUAGUGGAGAGUGGAAAGAAUCCACAGAAGUACAUCAAAUACACUGCAGAAGAUUUAGACCGCAUGUUGGGUGAAUUUUUUGAAGGAAAAAACAUGAAUGAAACUAAACGAUAAAAUAAUUGCUAAUAAGGUUGCAUUUGUUGGCCGAAAAGGAAUUUGCCAUUUUCGUGUUUUGGAUAUUGCAACGAGUGUGAUAAGAUGGUGAUUUUUCUGCUUCCGUACAUUCUCUGUAUAGGUUCAUUUGAUU